Salpingoeca rosetta is the source of this 618-nucleotide messenger RNA. RefSeq lists its product as uncharacterized. The coding region runs from base 1 to 618 and encodes 205 amino acids. Lineage: Eukaryota; Choanoflagellata; Craspedida; Salpingoecidae. The transcript has a single exon. The record is from RefSeq and is a predicted model, not a curated record.
AUGGUGUCCACUGGCAGCGGUGGUGAGAAGAUUGACAAGUCUGCGCACGACAAGGAGGAGUUUCGCUUGUGCACCAAGGACUACUACUUCCAGUCAGCCAAGGAUAACACGUCGUACCAGAAUGCCUGCAUCGAUGUCGCAGACAACCAGGGCGUCUCAUUCAAGAUGCCGGGAAUGCUGACGGUGCACAAGGACGGCGUGCUGUACACGUACCCGCAGGUGCGCGAGGACUGCACGGCGCUGGUGGGAAAGACGGAUGGCCUGGACAUGGAGGCGUUUGCCUUCUUCAAGGCCGUGCGGAUGGCGCAGGGAGAUGGCGACACCAGGGAUGCCAUGUCCAAGGUCAAGGCGCUUCCCGUCAUCAAGGCAGUGAGCGACGCGAGUAAGCUGAAGGGUAAGAAGACGGGCAACCAGGCCUUUGACAAACGCAGAAAGGCCAACAAGAAGCACAAUGCAGCGGUGAUGGGUCGUGCCCGCGCCGAUGCAGAAACAGCAGCAGCAGCAACAGGCGCCCAUGAAACGCACAAGGACCAGCGCAAUGUGUUCCGGCCCGUUGCAGCCCGCAAGGCUGCCGAUGUCAUGGCAGCAUUUCUCGAGACGGCACACUUCCUCGACUGA